GUGGUCAUUGGCUGCCGUCUCCGCUCGGUAUGCCUUGAGUAUUCUCUCCGAAAGGGGCUUUAUUGUUCCUCUGUGUUUGAGGCGAAAUUGGUUUAGCUCCCGAAUCCACAUCCAAAACAACAAAACGUUAAAAUGGCCGGUGGCAAGGCAGGAAAAGACAGCGGCAAAGCCAAGGCGAAAGCAGUGUCUCGCUCACAGAGGGCUGGACUUCAGUUUCCUGUGGGUCGUAUCCACAGGCAUUUGAAGACCCGUACUACCAGCCAUGGGCGUGUGGGGGCUACAGCAGCGGUGUACAGUGCUGCCAUCCUUGAAUAUCUUACAGCUGAGGUGCUGGAGUUGGCAGGAAAUGCCUCCAAAGAUUUGAAGGUGAAGCGUAUCACUCCUCGCCAUCUACAGCUGGCCAUCCGUGGUGACGAGGAGUUGGAUUCCCUCAUCAAGGCUACCAUCGCUGGUGGUGGUGUGAUCCCUCACAUCCACAAGUCUCUGAUUGGCAAGAAGGGCCAGCAGAAGACUGCAUAAUCACCAUCAUCGUUGCCGUGGUGACCUAGACUCAAGGAUUCACGUUUGGACUGUGACCAGAUCAGCUUGUGUUCAUUUAUUCAUCCGUUUUUGUUUUAUUUUACUUUUCCUUUUUUAUUUUUAAAUUAAUAUUAAUGUUGUACUAGCUAACCACAAGUGAUGUUAGAUUGUGUUCUUGUUCUCCACAAAAUUAGUUUAAAAACUGAUCCCUCCGCCCCUCAAAGCUAUUUUAGAGAGACUUGCAGGAAUUGUGAUCAUCCUGUUGUGAAAGUGAAUUUGUUUAUUUGAUUGGCCAGAGUUAUGGAAGUGUUUUAUACUGAAAAAUGGGACUGAUAAAAAAA
Messenger RNA from Colossoma macropomum (tambaqui), 860 nucleotides. RefSeq names its product histone H2A.V. NCBI's taxonomy places the organism in Eukaryota, Metazoa, Chordata, Actinopteri, Characiformes, Serrasalmidae. The record is from RefSeq and is a predicted model, not a curated record. The transcript is spliced from 5 exons. Gene Ontology annotation, cellular component: nucleosome. Gene Ontology annotation, molecular function: protein heterodimerization activity; structural constituent of chromatin; DNA binding. The coding region runs from base 133 to 519 and encodes 128 amino acids.